UAAGAUGAAGAGAAAUCAUCACUUUGACUUUAACCAUCCGUUUAAUCCAUGCCCUUUUGAGGUGUUCUGUUUGGGGACAUGGAAGGCUGUGGAGUACUUAAGGAUAAAAAAUGGAACGAUGAUGACGCAUCUCUUGGAGAACAGACAAGUGUUAGAUAAUAUUAAACCAUCCCAGAAGCUUCGUCUUAGAUCAAGGAAGGCCACUUUGGUCGACUGUAUAUCUUUACUAAGACCUGGUCUUGAUGUUUGUGUUCUCUAUCAGAAAGAUGUCACUUUGGAUGAAGAAACUACAGAGCCGGUUUGGGUGGAUGCAAGGAUAUUGUCUAUUGACAGGAAGCCUCAUGAAUCUGAAUGCUUGUGUAAAUUUAAUGUUAGUGUGUAUAUAGACCAAGGCUGCAUCGGUUCGGAGAAACAAAUAAUGAAUAGAGGUUCAGUCUUCAUGGGACUCAACCAAAUCUCUAUGCUACAAAAGUUUUGCAAGGAACAAAGCUCGGACCAUUACUACAGAUGGAGAAACUCAGAGGAUUGUACUUUGCUGGUGAAAAAAAGGACUAAAUCUGGGAAAUUUUUGCAUGAUCUUACUUGGUUGAUUGCUACAUCAGUUUUGAAAAUCAUUGUGUUUCAGAUCAGAACCGUUCAUGAGAGGAUGGUUUAUCAAAUUGUGACAGAUGAAGAUUGUGAAUGCUCUAGUAGCUUUUUGAGUGCUAUAAACAUCACGGUCAAAGACGGUGUUUCCAUGUCUAAAGUUGUUUUGUUCAAUCCAGCUGAGGAUACUAAUAAAGAUACUGAUGUAAAUGAGGAGAUUCAAGAUGAGGUAAUGGAGAUGCGUCGAUCUAAAAGAAGAAGGGCGCCAGAUAAAUUUGCUGACUUUGUGUGUCAACCAAAUUCAAAGGAUGGAUGGGUAACGAUGAUGCCAUAUAGGUACAACACAUGGACUGCUUUAAAUGAUGAUGAAGAUAAUAAAGAAGAAUAUUUUGAUGAUGAUAGAGCUCUCAAUGACGGUUUAAACUUACCGUUAUCGCAUUUUAUUGGAGAAAAGAGAAGCACACAUGGAUUUAGUAAGGAUAAGCAAAGAGAGAUUGUUUUGGUAGACAAAAAUAAAAAUAGGAAGAGGAAGAAAACAGAUGGAUUUUGUAGAAAUCGUGAGCUUUCGGUUAUUCCCUUCACUCCCGUAUUUGAUCCUAUACCGUUGGAACAGUUUGGUCUCAAUGCAAAUAGUUUGUGUGGUGGUUUCUCUGGAAGUCAUUUGAUGGAUGAGAUCGAUAAUUAUCGUAGUAAAGUAGAAAAAUAUGGGAAAGUAAGAUGUCAAGAUGUUAUGCAUGUUCUUGACUGUUUAGACAAAAUCUAGAAAUGGCAUGCAGAGCCAAGUGUUCUUGUAAUGGGUUACACAUCGUUUCUAACAUUGAUGAGGGAAGAUUCAAAGUUUGCUCAUAGAAAAUACAUGGCUAAAGUACUGAGAGAGUCUCCUGGUUUACUGGUUUUAGACGAGGGACAUAACCCGAGGAGUACCGAGUCGAGAUUACGAAAGGCUUUGAUGAAAGUUGAUAUUGAUUUGAGGAUUCUUCUUUCGGGUACAUUGUUUCAGAACAACUUCUGUGAGUACUUCAAUACCUUGUGCUUGGCUAGACCCAAGUUUGUUUACGAGGUUCUAAUUGAGUUGGAUCAGAAGUUCCAGAAAAACCAAGCUGUGCAAAAGGCGCCUCCCUUGCUUGAAAAAAGAGCUUGGAAGUUCUUCCUUGACAUUAUAGCCAAGAAGAUUGACAGAAAAGUGGGCGAUGAACGCUUGCAAGGUCUCAACAUGUUGAGAAAUAUGACCUCUGGUUUCAUCGAUAACUAUGAAGGGAGCGGAAGCGGAAGUGGUGGUGUCCUUCCAGGUUUGCAGAUUUACACAUUGUUGAUGAAUUCUACAUCUAUACAACACGAAAUUCUUACCAAACUUCAGAACAUAAUGUCGACUUACCAUGGAUAUCCACUCAAGCUCGAGUUACUCAUAACGUUAGUACCUGCUAUCCAUCCUUGGUUGGUCAAAACCACUACCUAUUGCACCAAAUUCUUUAAUCCUCAGGAGCUUUCCUAGAUUGAGAAGCUCAAGCACGAUGCAAAGAAAGGAUCAAAAGUCAUGUUUAUGCUUAACCUUGUGCUCCAAGUGGUCAACAAGGAGAAAAUCAUCAUCUUUUGCCACAACAUUGCGCCGAUUUGCCUAUUUCUUGAGUUGUUUGAGAAAAUUUUCAAGUGGCAAAGAGGCCGAGAGAUCCUGACCUUGAUAGGGGAUCUUGAGCUGUUUGAGAGAGGUAGAGUGAUAGACAAAUUUGAAGAACCAGGAGGCGAGUCCCGUAUUCUGCUGGCUUCAAUCACGGCCUGUGCAGAAGGCAUCAGUCUAACCGCUGCUUCACGGGUGAUCAUGGUUGAUUCAGAGUGGAAUCCUUCUAAGACAAAGCAAGCAAUCGCACGUGCAUUCAGACCGGGACAACAGAAAGUUGUGUACGUUUACCAGCUCUUGUCCAGAGGAACACUUGAGGAAGACAAAUACAAGAGGAAAACUUGGAAAGAGUGGGUCUCAAGUAUGAUUUUCAGGGAAGAAUUUGUGGAGGACCCAUCUCAGUGGCAAGCUGAGAAGAUUGAGGACGAUGUUCUUAGAGAAAUUGUGGAGGAAGACAAAGUCAAGUCCUUCCAUAUGAUUAUGAAGAAUGAGAUUCAACAAAUGGCUGAUUGCGGAACUUGUACAAUUCAACUCUCUGUUUCACCAUGCAUUUAGUGAUGAUUCUUUAACAGCUU
Molecule: messenger RNA, 2775 nt
Organism: Capsella rubella
Lineage: Eukaryota; Viridiplantae; Streptophyta; Magnoliopsida; Brassicales; Brassicaceae
Product: SNF2 domain-containing protein CLASSY 1
Biological process (GO): gene silencing by siRNA-directed DNA methylation
Molecular function (GO): ATP binding; ATP-dependent chromatin remodeler activity
Source: RefSeq, a predicted model, not a curated record